AUGACGCCAGAGUCGGUCCUACCGUUAGGACGGUUCCGAUGCGUAGCGCGGAGACCUGCUUCCUCAGAGGUCGUCUUCUCCUUUGACGUGGGAAACGGGCCGCUGGAAGUGCGAGUGAAGGCGAGCGUGCCGUUGAACGACAACCGGUGGCACAGCGUGCGAGCAGAGCGAAAUGUGAAGGAAGCAUCAUUACGUUUGGACGGGUUUCCUGCCACCACACAGGAAGCUCCAGCUGACGGACAAAUUCAUUUGCAGCUCAACAGCCAGCUAUUCAUAGGAGGCACUGCGUCCAGACAGAAAGGCUUUCUGGGCUGCAUCCGCUCUCUGCAGCUGAACGGCGUCACUCUGGAUCUGGAGGAGAGGGCAAAGAUCACCCCGGGGGUCCGACCUGGAUGCCCGGGCCACUGCAGCAGCUAUGGCUCUCUCUGCCAGAACCAGGGUCGCUGUGAGGAGAGAGACAGCGGUUUCUCUUGCAACUGUAACCAGUCGGCGUACACUGGACCCUUCUGUCAUAAAGAGGUAUCGGCCAGCUUUCAGUCGUCAACAUCCAUCACGUACAACCUGAAGGAGCCCCCUGAGCUGAAUAGGAACAGCAGUGCCUGGCCUUCCUCCAUCUACUCUGAUGUGACGCUGAGAGGAGAAAACAUCUCCCUGAUCUUCAGGACAGUUCAGAGUCCUGCUCUUCUGCUCUACGUCAACUCUGUCUAUAAAGAGUACCUGGCACUGCUCAUCAACAAUCAUGAUGAGUUAGAAGUGUGGUACAAGUUACACAGCGGCCGAGACGUGGAGGUGCUGAGGAGCAGAGUCACGGACCUGGCCGAUGGACGUCUGCACACGGUGAUCAUCAGGAGACAGGCAGACAUCGUCUCUGUGAAGGUCGAUCAGAAUACCAGAGAGGAUUUCAACUUGACAUCUGAUGUGGAAUUCAACAGCGUCAAAUCACUCAUUCUUGGCAAAGUGCAAGAGUCUGGUGAGAUGGAUGAAGAGCUGGCCGGCUUGGCCUCUCUCGGGUUCAGCGGCUGUCUGUCAGGUGUUUUCUUUAACUCCAUCAGUCCUCUGAAAGCCGCCCUGAUGCACCCUGACAGCCCUGUUGUUGUCAGCGGCCCACUUGCCCAGUCCAGCUGCGCCUCCUCCUCUCCAGCCAAUCCUUACGCGGCAGAAACCACACAUUCCUUAUCAGACCAGCCAAAUUCAGUGGAUCCAGGUCAGCAUUUAGUCAAUGCCAUCAGGAGUGACUCAGCUCUAAUCGGAGGGGUGAUCGGCAUGAUGAUUUUCGUCUGCGUGGUCGCAUUGGCGAUAAUAGCCAGAAUUAUCUGCAGCAGGAAGGAGACGUAUAGAAACCAAGAAGUGAAAGCAGCGCAGCCGGAAGAGGGCCAGGAGCUGCCCUUCAGCAGCCAGGUGGACUCUCAGAGCGCUCCCACUGAAAACCAAAAGGAGUAUUUUAUUUAGCAGGACCCCCAGCAUCACACUGAGCUGUCAGGACAGAGCGGGACCAUUCACCAACAGCUCAGAGCUUUAUCAGACAUUCAGCCCGGAGCUACUGGUGGACCCAUCAGAUGUGAAGUCAAGAAACAUUUUAUGAUUUUCUUACAGUAAGUUCUUAUCUGCUGUCAUUCUGAGUGUAAAUAUUUAUAAAUGUAAAUGGUCAUUUGUGUGCUUAUAACAAUGUUGUUUGCCAUAUUGUAAAAAAGCGUUAUUAAAAA
This is a messenger RNA of Notothenia coriiceps (black rockcod), 1703 nucleotides long. Its product is annotated as contactin-associated protein-like 4. The record is from RefSeq and is a predicted model, not a curated record. The transcript has 9 exons. Lineage: Eukaryota; Metazoa; Chordata; Actinopteri; Perciformes; Nototheniidae. The coding region runs from base 1 to 1449 and encodes 482 amino acids.